Messenger RNA from Lineus longissimus, 963 nucleotides. RefSeq lists its product as uncharacterized. The coding region runs from base 129 to 737 and encodes 202 amino acids. The transcript is spliced from 4 exons. The record is from RefSeq and is a predicted model, not a curated record. NCBI's taxonomy places the organism in Eukaryota, Metazoa, Nemertea, Pilidiophora, Heteronemertea, Lineidae.
GAAACUUAAUGAUCCAAGUCUAGAUCUGAGAGUAAACUUAAAUGACAGAAAUAAAGAACGUAUAGGGCCGACAUAAAGUAACUGUCUGCCGUCUCGUCAUUGCUUCCUUUGUCAUAUUUCUUCACAUUAUGGACAAGUUUUUCACGAAUCUGAUUUGCUGCUGGGUUUAUCUACUAGUUUCAGAUCUCUUGCCAGUAUUUGCCGCACAAGUGUGUCCACAAGGCAAGUUUUGGAACUCCGAGAUAGAUAACUGUGAUGAUUGCUCGAUAAUCUGCAAACCGGACAUUCCAGCAUACAUGCAGGCGUGUAAGAAAAGGUGCGCCUCCGUUUUCGCCGAUUUACAAAGAACCACCACUACCACUACCUCGCCAAUCACGUCGUCUUUCGAAUCAAUCACACUAAAAGUUGUCACAAACCGAAACGACAGUCCAGCGGAAGUCGACUUAUCCGGAAAUGUACCAGUCUGGGCCAUCGCAACAAUAUGCAUAACGGUGAUCCUCUUCAUUGUUGUCGUCGCCUCCUGCAUUAUAAAGAAUAAGUUAAACAAGUCAUCGAAGUCAUCAGGAACAACCGCCGCUACUCAAGAGGAGACGUCCGCGAGCACGUCCAACACCAGCGUCAGCAUUUCUGUAGAGGCCGACCAAGUAUCUGAAGGCAAUAUCACAGCCAGUGGAGAAUCAGUCUCAUUAUCAUCGGAUCUGGAAGCUGGUGACACGCUCCUCCCUGGCAGUCCAUAAUUUGUGCAGUGGACAUUUGGAAGAGAUUUUUUCGAUGCAAACUUCAUUGCGUGAUUUAUACUGUGAUAUAAAGACGGUGUUCCAUACAUUUGCCAUAAAAUUAACACUGACAUUGAGCGUACAAUGUAAAUAUCAUCAUCACUAAAAUUCAAGAUCGCAAAUUGUGGUUUGCUGGGAUCCAAUCAUUUCUCUCACAUUAAAAAAAGUACAAUUUAAUUUCAUUAUU